Molecule: messenger RNA, 375 nt
Organism: Leishmania mexicana MHOM/GT/2001/U1103
Lineage: Eukaryota; Euglenozoa; Kinetoplastea; Trypanosomatida; Trypanosomatidae
Exons: 1
Coding region: 1-375 (124 amino acids)
Source: RefSeq, a predicted model, not a curated record
AUGGCUGCAGCCCCUUAUGUCCCUGCCGAUGCCAGACCACCUCUGGUGCCGACAGGGCCAAGCACCCACGGCGCAAGGGGAGGCGAGAGCGAUGCAUCGCUGCGGAUGCCGGCGGUGAUUCCCCGCACGGCGUGGCGCCAGAGCGAGCUGCGACAACGCAGCCGUGUGCGCCAUCCAUGCGAUGGGCAAAGGGCCAGCCGGACUCGCACCCACCUCACCAGGUCCUCCCACCGCGCUGCUGGUGGUGGGGAGCCUGGGCCACCCCCCGACGGCGACACUGCGUGGCGACCGGCACGAUGGGAGCGGCUGUGGGGCGACCUGCGAGGUGGGGAUGGUGGGUGGAGGCUGAGUCCGAGGCGAUGCUCCGAUGAAUGA